AUGAAGCUCACAAUCCUAGCGACGGUCUCUGGACUGCUCAUGCUCGCUCAUGCCAGCGCGAUUCCCUCGAACCCGCAAUUGGCGGACCUGAUGGACCUGCUGGAGAAGCGUGAUUUCGGUGGACUCCAAUUGACUGGAUGUGAUCUUAGCAAGGCGACGUUACCGAAAUCAGAUGGUUGCUAUAAUCCCCCCCCCCUCCCCAUCCCUGGACUCGGUUCGUGGAAAUAAAAGGGCUAAUGAUUGUUUUAUCGGUUGGUGCAGGACCAACCCUUCUCCCGGAUCCAGAACCGGGCCUGUCACUGACAAACGUGGUCCUGGGCCGGGGCACACAGAACUACACCUGCGCCGAUAAUACCGAAAAUUCCACACCUGUGCCCCAAGGCGCCGAAGCGAUCCUUUACGAUGUCUCCUGCCUAGCCGUGAACCACCCCUCCCUACUCCACGAACUCCCGGACGUCCUGGUGCAACUCCAAUCUUCGGUGCAAUACUACUUGACCGCCGUCUUCCAGCGCCUCUCGAAGGAGAAGGUUGUGGUGGGCCAUCACUUCUUCACCCCGGACUUUAGCACCCCCGUAUUCGACUUUCGCAUCACUCCGGACGUCAAGAGGUACUUUAGCGGGAAGAGGGAUGCUGGCGUGCCGGCGACGGCGUACGCAAGCAAGGGCUCGCCGGGACAGCAAUACGGAGCGGUGGACUGGGUGAGGCUGACGGCGGAUGAGAGGGCUGUGGAUUCGAAAUUGGCGUAUAGGGUGCAUACUGCUGGGGGAAAGGCGCCCCCAAAUUGCAAGGGACAGGAGAAGCAUUUCGAGAUAGACUAUGCCACCGAGUACUGUUUGUUUUGCCCCUUCCUAGUUAUCACCGUGCAUCGGUGUUUUUUUUCUUCUUCUUCCGGCUGCUAGGGAUGAAACGGUGGCUAAUGCGACACUGCGGAUAGGGUUCUACAACUAAACUGCUCCAGCUACCGACGAUUCAAUUGUAUGA
This is a messenger RNA of Tuber aestivum (summer truffle), 981 nucleotides long. Lineage: Eukaryota; Fungi; Ascomycota; Pezizomycetes; Pezizales; Tuberaceae. The record is from the annotation of a GenBank genome assembly.